CCAGACCGUCAUCAUGACUAACCAAGUUUAGGCCCUAAUCAACACUUCUUCUGCCCCUCACAAGAGAGCUCCAGAACUCAAAGAGGGGAGGAGAAAGAAGCCACCAUGGGGAGGGCUCCAUGCUGUGACAAAGCUAGUGUGAAGAAGGGCCCAUGGUCGCCGGAGGAGGACGCCAAGCUCAAGUCCUACAUCGAGCAGAACGGCACCGGCGGCAACUGGAUAGCCCUGCCGCAGAAGAUAGGGCUGAAGAGGUGCGGCAAGAGCUGCCGCCUCCGGUGGCUGAACUACCUCCGGCCAAACAUCAAGCACGGAGGAUUCUCAGAGGAGGAGGACAGGAUAAUCCUUAGCCUCUACAUCAGCAUCGGCAGCAGGUGGUCGAUAAUAGCGGCGCAGCUGCCGGGAAGGACAGAUAAUGACAUAAAGAACUACUGGAACACGAGGCUCAAGAAGAAGCUCUUUGGCAAGCAGUCCCGCAAGGAUCAGAGACAGCUGCAGCAGCAGCAGCAGCAGCAACUCCUGCGCCAGGCGACGGCAAGUGAUGGGAUGAAGCAAGAAGCAGCGACCGGGGAUGUGAACGGAAGCAGCGGCCUGCCGGCGGUCACUUACAACUGGCACCAGCAAGCCAUUGUUGGGCCAGUGCCAGGUAUGAUGAUGGAAGGCCAUCGCAUAGGAGACGAGGUAGAUGAGUCGAUUCAGAAGCUCCUUUACAAAUUAGGAGGUGCAAGCCCUUUUGCAACUCUUCAGGUUCCGCAGUGCGUUCCUCCAAUGUACGAGGGAAGUCCAAGCCUCAUGCCGCCAUCAUGCACGGUAGACACCACCUCUCUUAAAGAAGGGGGCAUGCAAGGUUCCAGCGCACUGCCGGCGCUGGAACUGGACCAGAGCUUCCACUUUAAUCAGGUUAAGCUGGAUAGUCUAGAUUGUUUCUUUGGCAUGGGUACUGAUCAGAGCAUGAGGUGGACUGAGAUGAGCCCAUUGGUUUGCCCUAAUAAUACUGUGGCUUCCAGCUCCCAAGGGAUGCAGCAGUACUGUCAUGUUGACGAAACGGUGAACCUUGGGAUGAAGUAGCCACUGGUUUAUGUCUUCAUGUACAUGCAUGAUUGUGGUGUAAAUUAAAUUUGUACUAGCAUUCAUUGGGAAUGGCAAAGAUGAGAGUUUCUUUGAAUUAAUAGCAAUAGGGUCUCUCACCACUCCUAAAUGAGAGAGAUGCCUGAUUUUCAGGUGUCUUUUGAGUUUCUUGAUAUGGCA
Messenger RNA from Panicum hallii, 1245 nucleotides. Its product is annotated as transcription factor RAX2-like. The transcript has 3 exons. The coding region runs from base 106 to 1065 and encodes 319 amino acids. The record is from RefSeq and is a predicted model, not a curated record. Lineage: Eukaryota; Viridiplantae; Streptophyta; Magnoliopsida; Poales; Poaceae.